Molecule: messenger RNA, 630 nt
Organism: Adineta steineri
Lineage: Eukaryota; Metazoa; Rotifera; Eurotatoria; Adinetida; Adinetidae
Source: the annotation of a GenBank genome assembly
AUGGCGAUUAAAAGAAAUUUUUCUCCUAAUAUACGAACUAAAAUAUAUCGUACCGAUGGAAAUAUUUUACAGAAUUAUAUAAAUCAUAAUUUUCAUGUACAAACUGCUCCACCACUUUCACUUCAACAAUAUGCUCGUUCAGUUUCUACUCUACCUGGUAGUGCACCGUGGCAAUCACUUGGCAUUUAUCAUCCACCUAAAUUUCAUUCCUAUUUAUCACCGGAAACACGAAAUCAAUCAAAACUACCUGAAAUCAAACCAUGGAUUUACUCUUAUAGACGAAAAUAUUCUAUACCAAAAUAUUCACUUAAACCUUAUAAAGACAGAAGAUCUAGACCACCUGAACCUAUUUGGCAUCCAAUAAGUCCCUACAUAAAUAAACGUCCAACAUCACUUAGCCCUGAGAAACGAUGGCAAAAACGUAUUCAUGAACCUAUUUGGCAUCCAGUAAGUCCUUACUUAAAUAAACAUCCAACAUCACUUAAUCCAGAGAAACGAUGGCAAAAAAAGAUUCAUGAACCUGUUUGGCAACCAAUCGGAAGUAUACAAUAUAAAUCUUUACCUUAUUUUGAUCCACCUAGUUUAAGAUGGUCACUUCAAAAACUUUUAAAAUCUACGCCCAAUCUAUAA